Messenger RNA from Closterium sp. NIES-67, 4153 nucleotides. The record is from the annotation of a GenBank genome assembly. NCBI's taxonomy places the organism in Eukaryota, Viridiplantae, Streptophyta, Zygnematophyceae, Desmidiales, Closteriaceae.
AACGCUCACCUAGUCAUGGGGGUUGCGACCGAAAUCGAUUCUCCCAAACGCCUGGUUAGGAAGGUCGAGCAUUCGAGCGUUCCUCCUCCGAGGCAGCUGUGUUGCGAAGAAAGGCGAUCCCGCUCUGACCGAACUAUGGAGGCCGAAUUUGACUCGCGGUCCCCAAGCCCUAGUUUCCCAACGGGAGUCCAGGACGUUCCCAUCCUAGUAUCGCGAUAUGAUCAUGAGGCCACCGCGGCUGACGACGAUGACGAUAUCGAUGGCACGGACCUCGGUGUUUCAACCGGAACGGCUGUCGACUGUCGCAGAAAAGAUGGCCGUCGCAGAGCAGACGAUCGCAGCAGAGCCGACGAUCGCAGCAGAGCAGACGAUCGCAGCAGAGCCGACGAUCGCAGCAGAGCCGACGAUCGCAGCAGAGCCGACGAUCGCAGAGUGAUCAACGGCGUGCGACCGCACUGGUCGGACUCCGAGGUGAUGCAGCUCGUUCGGACGUUCGUGGAGCUCGAGCGCGAAUACGACGUCAGACGCUCGAUCCACGGGGUCGUCCACGGCACCAACUACUAUAAAGACCUCCACUUCCUGCUCUUACAGAAGCACCCCGAUUUCCGCCACUCGCAGGCUGCGGUGAAGUCGAAGCACCAGCGCAUGAAGGAUAAGUUCUACCGGCUGCAGGACCGGCUGGAACGGUCGGCCGUCAGUCGGGCCGGUAGACGGCCGGACCCGUUGCCGGAGUGGUAUGUGCUGAUGGGUCCGGUGAUGGAAAGGGACGUGCGCAACUGGCGGCCAGAGGCUCGCCAAGUGCUGGCGUCGAGCUUGAGAGGUCAUUUGGCAGCAGCAGCAGCAGGAUCAGGAGGAGGAGAAGCAGCAGCAGCAGCAGGAGAGGAUGAGCUGGCACUAGGCACCACAAGCGACAAUGACUUGCUUCUAUUGAACGACACUCCAGCCUAUGCAUUCCCAGCUCUGCCAAGCCUGCCCACUGCAGCAGACCCCAGCACGCUGCAGUAUGUGGCUCCAACAUCCUCCACCGCUCGAAUGUCAUCAGCAGUGUAUGCACCAUCUACACCUGCUGCACCGAUCACAGCUGCUGCACCGAUCACAGCUGCUGCACCGAUCACAGCUGCUGCACCGAUCACAGCUGCUGCACCGAUCACAGCUGCUGCACCGACCACAGCUGCUGCGCGAUCCCAAACGGCUGCAGCACCAUCGGCAGCUGCUGGCGCAUUCACAGCUGCUGGCUCUACCAGUUUAGCAGCAUCCGUAGCAGGUCCAAGACCAGCAGCAGCAGCAGCAGCUACUGCAGCAGCAUCAGCAGUCUCCACUCCCCUCCCUGUCGUCCCUGCAGUCCCUGCUGUAGCACCUGUAGCACCUGUAGCAGCUGUAUCACCUGUAGCACUGGUAGCACCUGUAGCACCUGUAGCACCUGUAGCAGCUAACGAGUCUGGAUCAAGCUAUUUGCAGUCGCUGCGGGCCGCCACCAACCCCCCCUCUGCUCGAGGCGAGAGGCCGAUGCCCCCCGCUUCUGCGCACAAUGGAAGGCGCAUGCCCCCCCGGUCUGCUGCUCGGGGCGACGAGCCGAUGCCUCCCCCCUCUGCUCAGAAUAAGAGGUGUAUGUCCGCCCCUUCUGCUGCUCCAGGCGACAGGCUGGCCUCUCCUCCUGCUGCUCAAAACGGCAGUCGGGUGUCGCCCUUUUCUGCUCAGGAACAGAGGCGGGUGGCAGCAGCAGCAGCAGCAGCAGCUGGUGGGAUUUAUGAGGCGCCUCAAGCAGGGAGGCGGGCGGCAGCAGCACCUGGUGGAGGGUCAUCUGGGUGGAGGGGCAGGCGGGGAUGGGCGUGGCGACGAGAGAGGGGCUCGUUUGCAGCAGAUCCCGAGUCUGGCAGUGCACGCCUGAUGCCUGGAAGGGAAGAUUACAUGGCUGGAAGUGUGGAUGACUGUAUGGCUGCCAAUGCACACCUGAUGGGUGCUGAGAGCCUCGGUGCUGGGAGCCUGGGUGCUGAGAGCCUUAGUGAUGUGAUGAAGGAGGCAGUGGAGAGCGCAUGUGCGGAGUUUGAGGGCCUCGUGGCAGAGAUGGCGGAAAGAGUGUUCUUCCAGUUCAGGAGAGAUGUGAGAGAGUUUGCCGAGGCGUGGCUGGCCGGGCAGGAGAACAAGAGGAGGAGGAGGUAUUGACAGGGGCAGGGAGUGUGAGUGGAUUUGGGGUAAUAUACCUCAGCAUGGGGAUCCCACUUGGCGUGCUUCCAGUUCAGGAGAGAUGUGAGAGAGGUUGCAGAGGCAUGGAUGGCCGGGCAGGAGAACAAGAGGAGGAGGAGGUAAUGACAAGGGCAGGGGCAGUGCAGGCCGUAUGGAUGUCAAUGCAGACCUGGUGGCAGGACUGGCUGUAUGGCUGCCGAGAGCCUGGGUGCAGCGAUGGAGGAGGCGGUGGAGAGUGAGCCAGCAGGGGGGAGAGGGAGGUGGGGAUCGCCCCCCCCCAAUGCAGACUGUAUGGCUGGGCAGGGCAGGGCAGACUGCAUGAGUGGCAGGGCAGGCCGUAUGGCUGCCGAGUGCCUGAGUGCAGCGAUGGAGGAGGCGGUGGAGAGUGCAUUUGCGGAUUUCCAAGGGAUGACCUAGGAGUGGGUGGUGAGUGCGUGUGCGGAGUUUGAGGGCCUCGUGGCGGAGAUGGCGGAAAGAACGUGCUUCCAGUUCAGGAGAGUUGUGAGAGAGUUUGCCGAGGCGUGGAAGGCCGGACGAGAGAGCAAGAGGCGGAGGAGGUACUGACAGGGAUGGCAGUGGGAGUGAGAGUGAGUCACCUGCCUCCUGCCUCCUACAGCUGCUGUGGGUGGGUGCGAAUCCUCGGACCGAGGGUCAACCCUUCUUCCUACUGCGCAGGAUUGAAGCAGAGAAAGCCAGACCUGGCUUUCCCGCACCCGUUCCACGACCUUCCGGACCUGCUGCUCAGGCUCGGUUCCGUGCCGGAACCUGCAGCCGGCCCAGGCUCGGAAGGUUCAGGAAAACCCUCAGGCUGAGAGGGGUUUCCAGAGGAGGAGAGGAAGGCGGUGGAGGCACCUGAGGAAGCACCUGGGGACUUUACGGUUUGCAGUACGAUUCAGGUGGGGGAAUUCUGGAAUCUUCCCCUGGACAGAGAGGAGAUGAGGAAGGAAUACACUGUGAAGGAGUUAAAGCUGUGUCAGUGUAAGAGCAGCGCUUCAGCUCAGCACCAACACUUGCGCUCAGCGUGUGAUUGCAUCACCACCCCAAAGAUACGUCGAAUUGUCAGGGUUCCCUUAAAGUUUUCUGUUGAACCGAAAUCUUCCACACAGUAUAUGUUCUAUUUCACGCGCUUCUGUGGCGCUUACCAUCAGUUUCGUCUUUGGCGCGCUUCAGAUCAGAGAGUGUUGGCCGAUGUAGGAAGAUUGCUGACCAGACCAAUUGGAUUGUGACACGACCUUCAGAGGAGUGUGCAGUGCAGUCGUCAUACCUAAGUCAAACGAGACAUCAGGGAGGGGGUCGGUGGCGGUGACGCUCAAGCGUGGCUGCAUAUCGAGCAGUCGGACUGGAGCGGAGAGGGUCCUGAAGGGUGCGUGAGACAGCGAUAAGCUCGAAAUCGAGCUGGGUGACAUAACGCUCCUUAGCCGUGUCGUUGCGCCAGCGGCCGAGGGCCUUAAAGAGCCGAUCAGGAACACCAACAUCAACGGCCGUGGUGGCCACGGACUUGCGAAACGAGUGUGUGCCAAGGACAUCAGGAUUGAGUCCGACCCGGGAGAAGGAAUCUUGGCACCAACUCCGAAUGGUGGCAUACGAAGGGGAGCGAUCGGAAGGGGAAGCUCGAGAGCCCGGCUGAAACACACGGAUGAGGGGGCCGAGAGACUGGGCAGAGUACCCCGCAAGGAAUAGGAAUUGUUGGACGCGAGAGACGGGGCAGUGGCGAGCGGAGGAGGCAGCCACAAGAAUCCAUGCACUAGUACCCGUUUGAUCGGUCUUAGAGCGGGGAAUGAACAACCACAUAUAGUCCCGGUCAAACUCAAUCUGGUGCCACUGGAGGGAUAUCAGAUCAGAGAAGCGCAGAAAGACUGCAAGUAUGAGGAGCAGGAUCAGCCCCUUCUGGAUGAUUGCGGGAUCGGACGACACGAAGUAGACGUCACAGAUAUCGUAGAUUUUCUCGGGUAGUAUCGGCUCCUUAGCC